Messenger RNA from Marchantia polymorpha subsp. ruderalis, 1416 nucleotides. The record is from the annotation of a GenBank genome assembly. NCBI's taxonomy places the organism in Eukaryota, Viridiplantae, Streptophyta, Marchantiopsida, Marchantiales, Marchantiaceae.
AAACGUCGCAGGCCUCCCUUUUCGCUGCAUCGCUUUCUGUUUGCGGCUCAGAGAUUCUCUAAGACAAAAUUUCCUUCGAAAUUGAGCCUCCAGGCCGGUUCGGACAUUGCAGUAGAUUGUUAGGAAAGUUGCCCUGGCAUUUGUAUGUAUAGCCGGCCCUUCGUUCGAGGAUUAGGAAGUACUACAAUCGUGCGGCAGAUGAGUCUGAGCAUGAGCUCUUUAAGCAAUCGAGUCCAGGGGCUGGCGUGGAGCCGUCCCCUGCAGCUUAGCGGAAGGAAAGUGUCCCGUUCUGACCUUCCGAGCAGAAUCAAGCCAGGAUCGAGGACGGUGGCUUCCAUCCCACAGGAUACGCAGUAUAAGUCACCACCACAGGAGGCUCGAUCCAGUAAGACUGCGAAAGGGUCGAGCUCUCAAAAGACGAAUUCAGUCGCUUUCGAGACUGUAGCUAGAAAGGCGCCUGCCACUUCUGAACGAAAUGUCUCCACCAAGGACCUUCCCCUUGAGCACCCACAACUACCUAGAGCUUUGGUGGCUGCCGAUGCAGAGCACCCAGAAGGUACACCAGGCCGGAACCCCAGAGAUUACACUGUACUACAACAGCACUGUGCAUUUUUCGACCGGAACAAUGAUGGAGUGAUAUAUCCCAACGAAACUUACGCAGGCUUCAAAGCUCUUGGAUACUCGACUAGUAUAUCGACGCUCGCCGCCAUUGUUAUCAACGGAGCAUUCAGCUACCCUACAUACGACGGUUGGGUCCCUGACCUUCGAUUUCCCAUAUAUCUUGAAAAAAUUCAUCGCACCAAGCAUGGAAGUGACACAGAGAUUUACGAUACCGAGGGCAGAUUUGUACCCUUCAAGUUCGAGGAGAUUUUCAACAAAUAUGCUCGCACAAAGCCAGGGUUCAUGACCUACGAGGAAAUUAUCUACAUGACGGAUUCGCUGAGAAAUGUGAACGAUCCGUUUGGCUGGAGUGCUGCAAAACUUGAAUGGGGCUUUACUUACUGGCUCGUGAAAGAUGAGGAAGGUUUUGCAAGUAAGGAAGCGAUUCGAGGUAUUUAUGAUGGCAGUUUCUUCGAGUACAUCGAAAACCGGAUCAAGAGCGGAGACAAGAGCAAAAUCAAGAAGACCGAGUUUAGUAAGAUAGAUUCGAAGAACAUGAACUAAGAUUUUAACGUCGACAGCUGUAGAUAUAGAUUUCGAAAAGUAUCUGACAGACAAUUUAUUUGUCUGGUGAUUGUAAACCUCACUAUGUACAAGUUUGGGUCCGGUGCAUUUAUCGCUGGCAAACCGCGCGAGAUGUAAAACUGAGAAAUCUCUCUAAUAGUAGUAGCAAUGUAUUUUACAAUCAGUCGAAUCUAUGUGAAGAACAAUCAUAUAUUAUCUGUAAAGAAUUUAAGUUAAAGUAAAUAUAUUGCG